Messenger RNA from Arabis nemorensis, 1596 nucleotides. Lineage: Eukaryota; Viridiplantae; Streptophyta; Magnoliopsida; Brassicales; Brassicaceae. The record is from the annotation of a GenBank genome assembly.
AUGGUCUCUCUGAUAAGCAGGAAGUUUCAUGAAGUUCCUUUGAAUGUUUUACCUUUAGAAAUGGAAGCAAAUAGAGAGAGAUAUGCUGCUGAUAUAUCUUCCAUAAAGGAAGCUCAUGAGCGUAUUAAGCCGUAUGUACACAGAACACCAGUGCUAACAUCUGAAUCGUUGAAUUCAAUCUCUGGAAGAAGCUUGUUCUUUAAGUGCGAGUGCUUUCAGAAAGGUGGAGCUUUCAAAUUCCGUGGCGCUUGCAAUGCCGUUUUAUCACUUGAUGCUGAACAAGCAGCCAAAGGGGUUGUAACACACAGCAGUGGUAACCAUGCUGCUGCAUUAUCAUUGGCUGCGAAGAUUCAGGGAAUCCCGGCGUAUAUCGUUGUACCUAAAGGUGCUCCAAAGUGCAAAGUUGACAAUGUGAUCCGGUAUGGUGGUACGGUUAUUUGGAGUGAAUCUACAAUGUCGUCUAGAGAGGAAGUAGCUUCAAAAGUUCUGCAGGAAACAGGUUCAGUUCUCAUCCACCCGUAUAAUGAUGGACGCAUUAUAAGUGGUCAGGGUACAAUUGCAUUGGAACUGCUAGAGCAAAUCCAAGAGAUGGACACUAUAAUUGUGCCGAUAAGCGGAGGUGGUUUGAUCUCUGGUGUGGCACUUGCUGCCAAAUCAAUUAAGCCUAGCAUUCGGAUUAUAGCUGCUGAACCAAAAGGAGCUGAUGAUGCGGCUCAGUCUAAGGUCGCUGGUAGAAUCAUAACUUUACCAGUGACAAAUACCAUAGCGGAUGGCCUUCGAGCUUCUCUAGGAGAUUUAACAUGGCCUGUAGUGAGAGAUCUGGUAGAUGAUGUGAUAAUUUUGGAAGACGAGGAAAUAGUUGAAGCCAUGAGAAUGUGCUACGAGAUACUGAAGGUCUCUGUGGAACCAAGUGGAGCCAUUGGCCUGGCAGCAGUUUUAUCGAACAGUUUCCGUAGUAAUCCUUCAUGGAAGGAUUGCGAAAACAUAGGGAUUGUACUCUCAGGAGGUAAUGUUGAUUUGGGUGCUCUAUGGGAUUCAUUUAGAAGUUUUAAUUGUAAACGUGAUGGAGAAGUCAGAAAGCUCAAGAGAAGUUCUAAAAUGGGAAACUCUGGACAGAGACAUACUUGCCGUCAUCUUCGGAUGCCAAACAUAGAGAAACUUGUUUUACCGUUUUGGUACUAUCACUACGGUGAUUCAGUUUGGUUUGCGUUUAGUCAAUGGAAGAAUCUUAAAACACUAAUCAUUGCUCAUGAUCACUAUGUUACCGGGCUAUUUCAGUUUCAAGCUGUGGGAGAGAGCUGCAAUAACCUAACUAACUUGAAAUAUUUGGGUUAUUUGGACACAAACAACGCUGAGAUAAUGGUGCGUCACCUCCAAAGCCUCAAGAGGUUGAGUUUUCGAUGCUCUAUCGUCAGCAAUACCGGAGUUUUAUCGCUAAUCAGUGGCCUAAUGACGAUCUUGUACAAGCCGCCGCCUCUCAAAAGCUUGACAAAUUUAUCACAUGUUCAAAAAGCGAUUGUAAGGUCUGCAAAGAACGACCAACUUACGGCAUGUGCUGGUCGUAUGACUCUAAGCAUUGGCGAAAUGAUGAGAUAA